Cavia porcellus (domestic guinea pig) is the source of this 5923-nucleotide messenger RNA. It is a transcript of the gene Ica1, whose product is annotated as islet cell autoantigen 1. The coding region runs from base 218 to 1351 and encodes 377 amino acids. The transcript is spliced from 13 exons. NCBI's taxonomy places the organism in Eukaryota, Metazoa, Chordata, Mammalia, Rodentia, Caviidae. The record is from RefSeq and is a predicted model, not a curated record. Gene Ontology annotation, molecular function: protein domain specific binding. Gene Ontology annotation, biological process: regulation of transport. Gene Ontology annotation, cellular component: Golgi apparatus.
CGGCUGGCGGCGGCGGUGCAGGAAGGGCCGGUGCCGGCGUUCCCGCCCCUCCCGCGCGGCUGCAGACGCUGACGUCGGACAAGGGAGCUGGAGGGACGCUCCGAGCGCGGCCCGAGGCUCCCGGGCCGGGGCUCCGAGGUUUAAUAUAUAACGUAUCCUCUCGUGCUUUUUCUGUGCCCCUUUUCCCAUAUUGUCGACAGUUGAAAAGGACGAAAACAUGUCAGGACAAAAAUGUGGUUAUUCCUGGGACUUACAGGACCGAUAUGCUCAAGAUAAGUCCGUUGUCAAUAAGAUGCAACAGAAGUAUUGGGAAACCAAGCAGGCCUUCAUUAAAGCCACAGGGAAGAAGGAAGAUGAACAUGUUGUUGCCUCCGAUGCAGACCUGGAUGCCAAGCUAGAGCUGUUUCACUCAAUCCAGAGAACCUGUUUGGACUUGUCUAAAGCAAUUGUACUUUAUCAAAAGAGGAUAUGUUUCUUGUCUCAAGAAGAAAAUGAACUGGGAAAAUUUCUCCGAUCCCAAGGCUUCCAAGACAAAACCAGAGCAGGAAAAAUGAUGCAAGCCACAGGAAAGGCACUCUGCUUUUCUUCCCAGCAAAGGUUGGCCUUGCGCAAUCCUUUGUGUCGAUUUCACCAAGAAGUGGAGACCUUUCGGCAUCGAGCCAUCUCAGACACGUGGCUGACAGUGAACCGCAUGGAGCAGUGCCGGACAGAGUACAGAGGGGCGUUGUUAUGGAUGAAGGAUGUGUCUCAGGAGCUCGAUCCAGACCUUUACAAGCAGAUGGAGAAGUUUAGAAAGGUACAGACACAAGUACGCCUUGCAAAAAAAAAUUUUGACAAAUUGAAGAUGGAUGUGUGUCAAAAAGUAGAUCUUCUUGGAGCAAGCAGAUGCAACCUGUUGUCUCACAUGCUAGCCACAUACCAGACCACUCUGCUCCAUUUUUGGGAGAAAACUUCUCACACUAUGGCAGCCAUCCAUGAGAGCUUCAAGGGCUAUCAGCCAUAUAAGUUCACCACACUAAAGAGUUUGCAAGACCCUAUGAAAAAACUCGUUGAGAAAGAAGAGAAGAAGAGGAUUGCCCAGCAGGAUAGCACAGAGGCAGCAGGCCAGGAGCCACGUCAAUUAAUUUCAUUAGAAGAUGAAAACCAAUGCAAGGAAUCCUCCAGUUUUGACACUGAAGAUGAAAAAAGUAUUUUAUCUACUUCAGACAAAACUUCUACCCAAAAUGCACGUUCAGGACCUAUGGAUGAACUGUUAGACAUGAAACCUGAGGAAGGUGGGUUCACACUGGACAGAAAUGGGCCACAACUGUCCUGUCAGCCUCAAUGCAUCAAGGUAGAUAGCUCGGGCUAAGUUUGAUGUGGGCUUAACUCACAGAAUGCAAGAGAAUGAAGUCUCUGAGAAAUAGAGAGGACAUUUAUGAAAGGUUUUUCAGAUGUGGGAAACACACUCUAUGUUCUUUUCAGGGCUUAGGAAUAUAAACUGGAGAGCAAACAUUUGUUUUCUAGAUUAGUGUCCUACUGGAAGUCAUAGGCAGUGCAAUACUUCAUGAAUGUCUGUGCGAAUUUCAUCAAAAUGACUAGUCAUUUGUAAAUAUGGAAAUCAUACUGGUAAUGAAAUUAACAAGUAUGCAGUGAGUGCAGAUUGUCACAUGUGGCCUCCAUUUUUAAAAAAUUCCCUACCAAAAUGACCCAAAGAAAACAACACAAUGAGCCCUAGGUGCAUGCCACCCAUUGAUAGCAAAUCUUAACAUUUAAUAAAUAUAUUUAUCAUCAUGUAUGUGAUUCAGCUUAAUCAAUAUUUUUGUGGUAUGAACCCAGGCUAUUAGACUGAACUAUAUCCCCAGAUCUUUUUUUGUUAGUGAGAUAGGGGAUUGCUAAGUUUCCCAGCCUGAGUCAAACUUGCUGUCCUGUCUCAGCCUGCAAGAGUGCUAGGAUUAUAGGCAUAAACUGCCAAGCCCAGCUCCAAUUUGUCCUUUUCUGGGGGAGGGAUGAGAUAGUCUUGCUGCCUAUUCCAGGCUGGACUGAAACUCACUAUGUAGUCUGGGAUGGCUUUGAACUCACAAAGAUCCUCCUGCCUCACCCUCCCAAGUGCUGGAUUUACAGGUAUGUGCCUCCCCUACCCAGCUUCCAAUAUCUUCUUCAUGUGACGUAUCUCUGGCUUUUAUUAUCACCCUAUUUAAUUUUGUUAUUUUAAUAGAUCUAAUUUUGCUCACUAUAUCCCCAUCAGUCAAAAAAUAAAAUAUUGUAGCAAUAAAAAUAGUACCAAAAACUCUUACUCUAGUUCUUUUUUUUCCCAGUUCUCAUUUCCCCCAUUGCGCAGUGAUCCUUCCAGUGUUUAUCUUCAAACAGAGCAAAGAUGAGUCUAUCUCCUUGUGUUUCCCUUUCUUACCAAGACAAAAAGAAAUACACACACACACACACACACACACACACACACACAGGUCCCUGGCUUUGACUUUGGAUUUUUUUUUUAACAUGGUAGUUAUGGCACAAGCAGGAACCCAAUAGCCAACGUUCUUGACACAAUUACAUUGGAAACUUGCUUGCCUAAGAUGCAUGCUGGAUUUCAUGAGCUUAUUUAAUAGCAUAUGCCAAGAUCCACUGGAAUAACAUUUGUAUUUUUCUACUUGUUUAAAACAACUUUCAUACAUUGUCAGGUGGUAUAUAGUUGCUUUUGUAGAACAGCAGCUGGUAUCUCCUGGAGGGCCACUCAGUUUAAUUCUAAAGAUAAAGAAUGUGCUCUUCCCUAACAUGCGUACUUGUUCUCAGGCAGAGAGAUGGAUUCACAGAUCUUCUCAAGUAAAUGUAACGCCACAUAAUUCCUGCCCUCCUUUAUCACUACUGAGCCAGGGAGCCCUUCUUGAGGCGUGAGCAAAGCUUUCCCACUACUACCUCUCCUGUGGUGUCAGCCCAAGGGCAGUGGCAGCUUAAACAGUCCCCUAGCCAUGGGUAUAAAUAGAUCCUGUCUGCACCCAGAGAAUUUGCAGUGACUGAUGAGAAGAAUGCUCAUUAAUGUGUUGACUUCGAAAUGUGGCCCUUUGGAAAACUGCUGGAAGGCCCAAAUCCUGAAUUAAAAUGCUGGUUAUAAUAUGGAAAACAUUAAGUAGUCAAGAAAUAAAAAGAACUUAAUCCAGGGAUGGCUAACUUUAUAGGAUGAGGGUUAUAAGCGCUAGCACCCUGCUGUCUGGAGGCUGAUUCCCUCCCAGUGGUAAUUCUGUCAGACAUUAGCAGAUCUGGCUAUAGUACUAUCAGAAGGCAGACUGCAAUGACAAUUGUAAUGAUUCUCAACCAGGCCCACCGAACCACUCAGAUUCAGUGUCAUAAUAAAAUUUGCUUUCUCCUACUAAAUGAUAAUGUAAUGGAAGAACAACACGUUAGCAGACUUUAUGAAAAUGUUCUAAGUGGAAAACAACUUUUAAGUGGCUCUGAAAUUGCUUUAUGACCGUGUGUGACAAUCAUAUUGCAUGAGUUAGAGAGAAGCCUUUUGUUUCUCAAAGUUGGACCAAGAAAAAAAAAAAAAAAACUAGCUUGUUACUGAACAAAGCAUGAUGGUGUAAAGCAGACAAGAAUUCAGUGAACUCAGUUCACCUAAAACCCUACCCGUUGGCCUCACCCAGAAGAUCCUGAGUCAAGAUUACCUGAGCCAAUUUAAAAACUUGUUUGUCUAUAUUGCAAUAGAAUGUUCAUCUUCUGUUACUUUCUUUGUUAUUACUCAUGAUUCUAAAUUCUAGCCAUGUAUUGGAACAACAGCUCAUUCAGUAGUUACCAGAGGCCUGACUGAGAACCUAUGGGCCGUGGCAAUCACACCUGUUUAUCAAUGUGUGCCUUCCUCCUAGACAUCCAGAUCUGUCCCCUACCAGUGUCAUGUAUUCGGAUGUGAUUACAUCCUGACAUGGACUAUAGCUAGUUCAUCAUCAUUUGUUGUAAGCUUUUUCUCUCUCAGUAUUCUGCAAUGUGUUACUGGCUUUGGUCCUUUCAUGGAAUAAUGAUAUACUCUUUUUUGGUGGUGCUGGGGAUUGAACCUAUGGCUUUGUGCAUGCUAGUCAAGCUUUUAUCCACUGAGCAAUAACCCCAGCCCAAUAGCCAUAUAUAGUCAAGUGCUGUUCUUAUUUAAUCACCAUCUACUCAAAAGUGUUACAUGUAGAUUUAUUCCUGUAAAGACUGUCCUCAGCCCCAUGCUACAUGUCUGUCAGUAAGAUUCUUUGAUUGCUAAGAUCUAAUACUAAAAAUGGAGGAACAGGCUCAAUAAUAACAAGUUAUUUGUUUAGUUGUUUGUGUAUUUGUUUUUAUAGACUACUCAGGUCUAAUACUAUUGAAUUGUGGGGUUUUAUUUUUUUCAGAGAUGAUCUGUUAUUAUAAUCUGGGUCUUGUUGGUUUUGUUUUUAAACCAGAAAGGGCUUUUUAGAAGCAAGCAGCAUUCUUGAGUUCCAAAAAUACAGUUUGUUACCAGAGCCCUGUGUAAUGAAGAAUAUUUUUCUGGUUAGACACUUUAGGAAGGUGGUUUUCUUCUCAACUGCCCCUUACUCUGCUUUGGGUGAUGUGAGGAUAGUGUUGGUGUUUGGGGUUUUCGUCUGCUCUGCAAAUGCAUGGCCUUUGAGAUUAGUCAUCAUGCGGAAGGCAGAGGCAAGGGAGAAACCCAGAGCAGGAGUCUUCCUGUUUCACACACAGAUGAAGGUACACCAAGUGACAUUUAUCUGUUUUCCUGUGCUCUCAUUUUCAGUCUACGCAGUUAUGUUUCCAUCUUCUGUGUCUCUAACUUAUGCUGAGAUCAUGAAACUCGGUAUGAUUUCAGAAAUACUACGUGCACAACUGUCUCGAGUUUCCCACACUCUGUCUGAACUUGGGAGCUUCCUUUGUGUUUGAGUGUUCAUGACAUAGAGAUCACUGAUUCAGGGUCAGUUCCUCUAGGGAUGUUUUCCCAAGGGCACGGGUUCUUGUUUGUGGAACUCAGGAGGCCCAGGGUAAACAAGCCCUGUGAAUCUGCCAUCUGCCCGUUCUGCCAUGUGCCUGCAUGAAGCCCGGCUGGAGGCAGAGCCCUCUGACCUGAUAGUUCCUCAACACUUAACUUUUUAUUUGAAAUCCUAACUAUCUUCUAAAGUAAAAGCAGGGUGCCGACGGAGAAAGCAUCUUGACCUGUGGGUCAGGGAUCCUCUGCCAGAGACUGUGUAAUGAAUAAAUUAUACGUCCUUGGGUAGGUCAUCCACCCUGGGUCUUUUUCUUCAUCUGUAAAAUGAAUUAGAGAAGAUGGUCUCUACAAACUGGUAUGGCUGCAGAAGAAAGAUUGCAUAUGAUUCUCCUGGAGAGAAAGCAGCAGGUUCCCAGGCAGAAAGGCAGGAAAGUGUCCUGAGCACUGGAGGCACAGUGGGCUGCCCAGGACACAGCAUGGCUAGGUGGCCAGAGCACUGCAUGAGCGCUUGACUACAGACAUCCUGGAUGCCACUGUCAGGAGUGCUGCUCUGCUAGGUGGCCAAGAAUUGCUGCUUAGGGUUUCAAAGUAAGAGAUGGGUCUGACAGCUGGGCUGAGCAAAGGCGUGCAGGAGGUGUCUGCCUUGUGGAGAGACAGCAGCCUCACCAGUAGCCACACUGGGAAGGGGGCCAGAUAGAAAAGAACUUGGAACCAGGAGGGAGACUUGAGAUCUCCCAAGGUGAGAUGGGAAGCAUGAGAACAGAUGAGAUCUUUGGUAGAAAUUGAAGAGAGAUUUAAUGUCUUAGGCUGGAGAAUAUAUUGUCAAAGAGAUAGGACACCAUCCAAGAGAAUCACCUCAUGGUAAUGCCAGCACUUACAGAGCACAGCGUAGUGCAGAGCACUACAGAGGCUGCGGCUGGGUAGAGGGAGUUGGAAUUGGCCUUUAGGAUCUCACCCAAAAGAUGCCACGGCCAUGUAACAUGCGGGCAGGAGCUUCAUCCAGGCAGCUUGGGAAAA